AUGAAGAAUUCGAAUUUGGAAUAUGAACUACUAGCCAAAUGUGAGUAUUUCAAUCCUGGUGGUUCUGUGAAAGAUCGAAUUGCCCACCGGAUUGUAGAAGAUGCUGAAAAAGCAGGAAUACUGAAACCAGGCGCUACAAUAAUUGAACCCACUUCUGGAAAUACUGGUAUUGGUCUCGCACUUGCAGCUGCUGUUAAAGGGUACCGUUGUGUGAUAGUUAUAUCCGAGAAGAUGUCAAAUGAAAAAGUGGAUGUUCUUAAAGCUCUUGGUGCCGAAGUGGUCAGAACUCCUAUCUCAGCUAGUUCCGAUUCACCUGAAGGACUAUUUGGCGUAACUAACAGACUGAAGAAUGAAAUUCCCAACUCUAUUAUUCUCGACCAAUACAGUAAUCCUGGAAAUCCUUUGGCGUAUUAUGAUACAACUGCUGAGGAAAUAUUGGAUCAAUGUGAUAGUAAAAUCGAUAUGAUUGUACUUGGUACUGGUACAGGUGGCACCAUGACAGGAAUUGGAAGAAAGAUCGAAGAAAAAUCACCAAACACAAUCGUUGUAGGUGUUGAUCCUGAAGGUUCCAUUUUAGCACUGCCUGAAGAAGAAGAAGAAGGCUUGGAUAGUGCAACUUCAUUAAUUCAAGCAGCCAAAAAUUUGAUGAAUGCAGUUGUAUUGACUGUUAAGGCCUCUUACGUGGCAUCAACGAAAUACCCAAGACAAACUGGAACUGUGGCGUCUCCGAUUGUGGUUUGGAAGAUGAAAGCACCGGAGAAAAAACCUUUGGUAAGACCAGAAAAACCAGAAGAAGUUCGAGCCAAGGUGAGAAAAGGCUCACAGAAGAAGGUUCAAAACCCUAUUCAUGCACUGUCAGAGUUUCAGAGUGCAACUGAAUCGAUAUAAUUUCCCAUGAUGAAAAUAUUCUCGAGAGUAGAAAUUGGUACUUGGUACUGGUACAGGUGGCACCAUGACAGGAAUUGGAAGAAAGAUCGAAGAAAAAUCACCAAACACAAUCGUUGUAGGUGUUGAUCCUGAAGGUUCCAUUUUAGCACUGCCUGAAGAAGAAGAAGAAGGCUUGGAUAGUGCAACUUCAUUAAUUCAAGCAGCCAAAAAUUUGAUGAAUGCAGUUGUAUUGACUGUUAAGGCCUCUUACGUGGCAUCAACGAAAUACCCAAGACAAACUGGAACUGUGGCGUCUCCGAUUGUGGUUUGGAAGAUGAAAGCACCGGAGAAAAAACCUUUGGUAAGACCAGAAAAACCAGAAGAAGUUCGAGCCAAGGUGAGAAAAGGCUCACAGAAGAAGGUUCAAAACCCUAUUCAUGCACUG
Harmonia axyridis is the source of this 1312-nucleotide messenger RNA. Its product is annotated as cystathionine beta-synthase-like. The coding region runs from base 1 to 888 and encodes 295 amino acids. Gene Ontology annotation, cellular component: cytoplasm. Gene Ontology annotation, biological process: cell adhesion. Gene Ontology annotation, molecular function: cysteine synthase activity; cystathionine beta-synthase activity; actin filament binding. The record is from RefSeq and is a predicted model, not a curated record. The transcript has 2 exons. Lineage: Eukaryota; Metazoa; Arthropoda; Insecta; Coleoptera; Coccinellidae.